Suillus plorans is the source of this 717-nucleotide messenger RNA. RefSeq lists its product as uncharacterized. NCBI's taxonomy places the organism in Eukaryota, Fungi, Basidiomycota, Agaricomycetes, Boletales, Suillaceae. The record is from RefSeq and is a predicted model, not a curated record. The transcript is spliced from 3 exons. The coding region runs from base 1 to 717 and encodes 238 amino acids.
AUGAAACUAACAGCCGGAUCACAAAGACUCUUCUACCUAAACAUCAGGCAAACGCACAACCCCACCAAAGAAAGAAGACAUACAGUGAUGAACAUGGCACUAACCCAACACACUGUCCUCGAGAUCUCCGGUAAGAUGCCAUCACAGGAACAAGUAUGGAUCAUCCACGGAGCGUACAAGAUUGGGGAAUUCUGGGAAAAGAUCCCAAACUACAAACAGAGAGGUCAAUGCGGCCUAUGCCAAUCACCAGAAUCAAUUGAACACAUACUAUUAGAUUGUGACUCCCUAGUCUCACGCACCAUCUGGAAGGCCGCCAGGGAUCUAUGGUGUAGCAACCUAAUUACCUUCAAUAACGAGAGUGGCAAGAAAAUGACGGGCAAGAGUAGACUCUUCAACAUACUAGUGCUGGAAUCUGCCCACCUAAUAUGGAAGCUAAGAUGUGAGAGGACAAUCAAAUACAAAGGCAUCAAGGAGAAAUUCCACUCCGAAACGGAGAUUUACAACAAAUGGCUACACGUGAUCAACACAAGGCUGAAAUUCGACAGAUUGCUCACCGACUCAAAGAGGUACGGGAAGAAAGCGCUCAAAGUAGAGACAGUAUUAAAAACAUGGAGCGGUUUACUACUACACGAAGAUAACCUUCCGGACAACUGGGUCCACAAUACAGGGGUUUUAGUGGGUAUGGCACCUCGCCGUCCUCCAGGACGGAAUAGGUAA